AUGCGAGCUAUUAUCUGCUCUACCCGCGGCAUAGUCCCCCUUGUCCGCCGCAGCCCAUCAAUUUACCUUGUCAUCGCGUGUUUCCAGCGCGCGACUCACUCCACAUAUUCAUCACACUCCAAGUGCACUGAUGAGAACAUUGCUCUCCCCGUCGGAAACAAUGGGUCUAUAUCGCUACGAAUUACACGCCCAGGCGCGUUGAACGAAGCCAACCAGGGACUUUCCGAGAGGCCAAAUGUAAUCAUCUAUCUUCCACCUGGGCCUUUGUUUCACGAAGUUGAUUCAAAUAACGGACAAGGGGGUGAGUCCCUGUCGUCCCUCGAUCCAGGACAGGGAAUUGGACAUGCUGUUCCCCUAACCCCCGCGGGAGCAUCUCCCCAGCACAUUCUAGCAUCUACCACUUCUGCCGUGGUAGUCACGAUCAACUAUCGCUUAGGGGAGGUCCAGAAACGGAGGCGACUGUCUGGAGAUGCAACCACGAGCCCUGAAGAGCGAAAUGAGGCCCCAGACCAAGCUAUAGUCCCACGAAACUCUCGGCCACAAUCUUACCAAUACCCAACCCCAGUACACGACACUCUAGCUGGGUUUGACUGGAUCUACGAAAAUCUCAAACCAUCUCAAUUAGGUGUCUUUGGCAGACACGUUGGGGGCUCACUAGCUCUCAUGCUAGCACUGACUGAAGCCCGAUCCAUCAAAGCUGUGGCCACCCUCGACCCCGUCUGUGACUGGCCUAUCCUGGACGAAUACUGCACCCGAGAGAGCGCCAACACAAAAGCCAACGAAAAAGACGGAAAUACAUCCAUUAUCUCAAAACCAAAGCGGCAAAGAAGGAAGGCCGCACCUAGCGACCUAGUCCAGCUCCUCGAAGCACGAUCUCGCUUCUUCUCAACACCUGAACGCUGUUUCGACUCAUUUGCCUCUCCAGUUCUAUUUCUCCGCUCUGCCGGCCGAGAUGUGCCACGCGUCUUCCCUCGAUACCUGACAGGCCCCGAUUAUCCGGUCCCAGUGCUCCGGGAAACGGGACAGAUGUCAAAUGAUGACCUUGGCGAUUCCAUCUGGGAUCUACAUGAAUACCCGGAUGCGGACGGUGAUGAGGUAGAUGAGGUGGCGGUGACGACUACACGUCGCAGGAAGGCGCUUUCUCGAUGGCCGCCUCAUGGAUUGGACUAUGGACUUAGUGGAGACUCUCGGUCUGGGCCUGAUGCUGGAGUCGGACGGCUGGAGGUGACGCUACCAUGGGUGAGGGUGGUGUCGACAACGCCGGUGAAUGGACCUAAAGAGGACGGUGGUGGCUCUAGCACUACUGUUCUUGCUAGACAGGCUGAUGAAAUGGUCUCUGUUAUGCGACGAGCUUGCUUCUGGGGUCGGGAGAAGGGGUUCGCUGAGCGGAAGGUUACUUUGUCUAAGGUUGAUGAUAUUGACAAUUUUGAGGUGGGAGCUUGGUUUGACGAGGCCUUCCAGGGGGUGAUGGACGAUUCGGAUUAG
Molecule: messenger RNA, 1485 nt
Organism: Penicillium olsonii
Lineage: Eukaryota; Fungi; Ascomycota; Eurotiomycetes; Eurotiales; Aspergillaceae
Source: the annotation of a GenBank genome assembly